GGGAAGAGCAGUGCAUGCACGCACAUGAAGAAGAAAGAGAUGUGGAUCUUCCAAAAUCUUCCUUGCCACCAACGCAUCACCAGAAUAGCUUCUUGCGGUUAGUAGCAGUGUACAUCGAUGAUGUAAUCGUCGAAGCCAGUUGCACUUCUAAGUAGAAAAAAGGGAAACGUCAAUACAUACAAUCUACAGAGGAUCUGAUCUGAUCUGAGUCUUCGAAAUGAUCACAUCGUGAGAUGCAUGAAGAACCAAGUAUUGCAACGAAGUCGAGUACUGUGUCUUGGAAGGAUGCAAAGUCAGGCAGGCGGGAGGAAUGUGAGACCAGAAUCAGAAUCCGUCCGUCGUGUGACGAGGCGACGCAAACUGUCGCUUUUAACCUUCCAUGACCUUCCUCAUCCAGAAGGUCACCAAAAGUCGCUCGAAGACUUAGGAGUAAGACUUUGCUGGAACGAGAUCUUCCAUGAUUCGCAUUUCCGAAUGUGAUUCGUUCCUUCCAUCUGGCUGUGUUUUCAUACUUGGCAUUCGAGUAGUUGGUUCAACGCAAUCGGUCGAAUCCAAAGAAAUGAUUCACCGAUGUCACAAGAACCUACUACGGUUGUGCUCUUUGAACCAAUCUGUCAAUGUGCUUUGGAUUGCUUCACUUGUACAACUGGUACUUUUUGUUGGUGAGCAAUACAUGUACCUCCUUUGACUAAUGGUGAUAUUCAACAAAGCCCAUGCC
Molecule: messenger RNA, 718 nt
Organism: Marchantia polymorpha subsp. ruderalis
Lineage: Eukaryota; Viridiplantae; Streptophyta; Marchantiopsida; Marchantiales; Marchantiaceae
Source: the annotation of a GenBank genome assembly